UGGCAGUGGACAAGAGUAUAUUUAAAAUGGUUCUAGCCUUACUUUUCGGUAUCGCCUACAGUUUCGGUUUACUUAGCUGUGCAUAUUCACGGCGUGAGAGACGUUUCUACAUCAAUAAUCUAUUGAUGAUUUGGUGCAUUGGAAUGACCAUCACCGUGACCAUAGGUUCGGCGAAACAACUCUAUGCGGCCUAUAAUGAUGAUAAAAUAAAUCUAGCAAAUGCCGAAACUCUUUACUAUUACAUAAGCAUUGUGGGAGUUGUGCUGUCGUACAUUUGUCAAUUGGUGCAGACCACGGAGUUAAGGGAAUUUCUCAGCAAUGUGCCAUUAUUCGAGAUUUUGGAUUAUUUCGAAUUGAAACGAAGUGUUGUAAAGUCGUCCAUUCAAAUAAUACUUGUAAAGACUGUGGUGUUCCCCAUCAUACUUGAAAUAAAUCUUCUAAUACGACAAUCACGCAACGAACCCGAAGAGAGUCUCUUGAAGACAUUUUACACCCUUUUCCCCACCGUGGUUUCGAAUUUCCUACCGAAUUGUGCUUUUAGUUCGAUUGUCGUGUGCUAUCAUACAAUGCGUACAUUAAAUCUACGCUUGGAAAAAAUUGAAAAGGAGGCAAAUUUCUAUCAGGAUGUAAAACAAAUUAUUUUACACAAACGUUUCUAUCGCAUGCAGAAAUUUUGUAAUUUAGCGGAUACAUUGGAUGAGCUAUCGCAAAAAUAUACUCUGAUAUGUGGAUAUACGUUGCGGUAUGUUGAUAUCAAUUCGGUGGCAAUAAUGGCAACAUUGUUGUGCAAUCUUUUUGCCAUAACCGGUGGUCUAUUUCAAGAGUAUAAUGCCUUGGCCGAUACAUUUAUUAACAAGGAAAACUAUGAUGUGUUUGAUGCUCUUACAAAUGGUGUUUUCUUGUCAAUUGCCGUUGCUGAUAUUGCCCUGUAUGGGAGUAUGGCCAAUGAUUGUCUGGAGGCGGUCCACGAAACAUCAAUAAUUCUCAAGCGGAUACAAAUAAACAAUUGCGACAUACGUUUUCGACAAUCCGUUGAGAAAUUUUCGCUGCAAAUUUUCGUUGAAAAUUUCAAAAUACAACCAUUGGGCAUGUUGGAAAUCAACGUUGGUCUUCUGCAUGAUGUUUUAUCGGCUGUAACAAGUUUCCUAUUGAUUCUCAUACAAAGUGAUUUGACAUUACGUUUUUCAUUGAAAUAAUUGUGUAGAAAUUGUUGAGUAUAGAAAAUAAAUUUGAAAAAAAAUUAUGGAUAUUGAAUUGGAAUCUCAAAAUUCAAAUCCAGCAACAUGGCGUAAACGUUCAACAUUGGAAAAAUGCGAAAUUGUUACAAUUGGUGUGAUUGUUUUUGUUGGAGUUUUACAUUUGGUGGCUUUACUCUGCUUUAUGUGUGUUUUCAAGCGGCAUGCACAAAAUUUGUUUGCCGAAGAAAGUCAUGUGGAAUAAAAUAAAGGCCACCUGAUCCUACUUAAGUUAAAAACAAAAAAAAAAAACAUUGUGUGUGGACUCACCUGACUGAAUUUCAUUAAAUUUCCCGACUGCAAAAAGAAAAGGCAAUUUGAGAGUUAUUUAAUUAAAUUAUGUAUAAACUUAUUACUCACAUUCAAGUUUUGCAAAUAUGUAAAGGGCUCAUCAGUUCUACAAUUUUGGAAAGGAAAUAUGUUAAUAAAUUAUGCGUACAAAUCGUUUUAAUUUCUU
Molecule: messenger RNA, 1692 nt
Organism: Musca domestica (house fly)
Lineage: Eukaryota; Metazoa; Arthropoda; Insecta; Diptera; Muscidae
Gene: Gr94a
Product: putative gustatory receptor 94a
Exons: 3
Coding region: 27-1196 (389 amino acids)
Biological process (GO): sensory perception of taste
Cellular component (GO): membrane
Source: RefSeq, a predicted model, not a curated record